AAAUGUCACCGCUCUAAUCCCCGCUCGUGAGUCGACGGGUAGACCACUGACAACGGUGGUCGAUGAUUAUCGCGUUGGAAGUUGGAAGUGGCUCCGCGAUACCUGACGUGACAGCAAGUUCGGGCUCUGGACGUCACGAAUUGUUACCCGGCCACGCGCGUAAGAUCUCGCGAGUGAUCGCGGCAAUGGCGUAACGACGAAGUAGCCGCGUCAAGAUGAGCUGUACAACGAGGUCCGUGGGCCCCAGGGGCGGCCUGUAUGUCGUCGAAGGCGAGGUCUGCCUCCUGGUGACGGCGAUGCGGCGGGGUGCCCGAUGGUCGUCGCACUCUCAUCAGGAUGAUGAUCAAGAUACUCUCGUGAAGAGCUUGAACACCUUGAAGGAGGCACUGAAUGAGCCAAGAGAUCUGUCUCAGUUAAAGCCUGGAGUUUUCCUUGCACCCUUCCUGGAAAUCAUAAGAUCAGAGGAAACUACAGGACCAGUGACCAGCCUGGCGUUAUCUGCUGUUAAUAAAAUCAUUUCUUAUGGUCUUGUCGAUUCCAAUCAUCCUUCCAUAGCAUCCUGUGUGGAGGCUAUCGCUGAUGCAGUUACACACGCCAGGUUCGUGGGAACCGACGCAUCUGGCGAUGGAGUGGCCCUCAUGAGAAUUCUUCAAGUUUUGCGAGCCCUUAUGCUGUCACCUGCCGGCGACCAUCUCUCCAACGAAAGCAUAUGCGAAAUUAUGCUGAGUUGCUUUAGGAUAUGCUUUGAGACACGACUCAGCGAAAUUCUCAGGAGAACGGCAGAACACUGUCUGAGAGACAUGGUGCAGCACUUGUUCACCAGAUUACCGCAAUUCGUCGACGAUACCAGAGCUUUGCCAAAUAUGAAGAAAAUGAGAACGAAUAGUGUGGAGAGUACCCGUAGUAAGAACAGGAAACACAAAAGUUACGUGAAACAAAAGUCCAAGUCCGCUGUGGAUGACGUAGACGACAAAGAGUCGAACAUCCUCAACUCGAUCGACGGAAUACGAGCAGGUGGUCAUCUGGCUAGCACUCCAGUCUCGCCGGUUGGGAACAUCGUAGACAUGCAGGGAUCCUUGGAUCACGGAAGUGCCGAUAAAAACGAGGAUGAGAAGAAUGACAGAAAAGUCAGCGGUAGUAAGGACACUAGUGGUAAAAACGAAUGCAGCAAAGCUAUAGAUCAGGAAGCGAGCAAGAAGCAGGAAGACGAUAAGGACACGAGCAAUAAAGAAGUUAAUAGCGAUGUAGAAAUGGCUGAGGCUAAUAGGACAUCCGAGAAUGUUGACACGGAGAAUAAUAAAGCUGUAUCUGAAGAAACCAAAAACGUAGAAAAGGAAGAUGCAUCUGAGCAAAAAAGUAUGGCGAACGACGCCUCCGGAUCCUCCGCCAAACAGUCCGUGUCAGAAAGUCAAGGUGACGAAGACAAAAGCAUUGACUUGACGCAGUCUCCGGUUGGCAGCGUAGAGGACCUGUCAAUAGAUGAAAGUGUGUCCAAGACUUGCAAAGUAAAAGAGCCUGAGCAGAUGGAGGAGUACGUGAACACCCAGGGUGUUCGCUUCAUGCCGCUGCAACAGCGCGCGCCAUAUGGCGCGUUGUGUGUGCGCGAACUAUUCAGGUUUCUCGUUUCCUUGUGCAAUCCUCUUGAUAAGCAGAAUAACGAAAUCAUGACUCACCUGGGUCUUAGUUUGCUACAAGUGGCGUUGGAAAUCGCUUCUGAUGCCCUUUCUAAUUUCUCGUCAUUACUUGCGCUCGUGAAGGACGACUUGUGUAGAAAUCUCAUUUUGCUACUGGGAACAGAUAGGUUGUCGAUCCUCGCUGUAGAUCUUCAAGUAUCAUUUUUACUAUUUGAAUCGCAAAGGGAGCAUCUAAAAUUCCAAUUAGAACACUAUUUAACUAAAUUAAUGGAAAUAGUAAAUUCAGAGUCUAAUAAAAUAUCCUACGAGCAACGGGAAUUAGCGCUUGAAACUAUAGUAAGAUUGUGGAGAAUACCCGGCUUACCCGCUGAGUUAUAUUUAAAUUAUGAUUGCGGGCUUUAUUCUACGAAUUUGUACGAGGAACUUAUGAAGAUGUUCUCCAAAAACGUCUCCGUGCCCACAGCUGGCAUGUACAGUAUGCAGCUGAUCUCCUUGGACGCCAUAUUAAUGCUAGUUGCCGGUAUGGAGAUUCGUUGCAAGGGUAAAUUGUGUAAGCCGUCGCGUCAUGAGGCAUCGCCGAAUCUUCCCACGCGCGAAGAUCUGCUCGCUACAAAAGCGAACAAACGCUGGCUGGUCCUCGGCACGGAAAAGUUCAACGAGAAUCCACGCGAGGGUAUCGCGAAGCUCACUGAGCAUGGUCUUCUGGGUGGUACCCCCGGCCAUUCGGACCCGGAGAAAGUAGCGAAACUGUUGCGGGAGAAUCCUGGUCUGGAUAAGAAAGCGAUCGGCGAGUACAUCAGCAAGAAGGAGAACAAGAACAUUCUCAAUCACUUCGUGCACAACUUCGACUUGAGAAACACCCGGAUCGACCAAGCUUUGCGACUUUAUUUAGAAUCGUUUAGGUUGCCUGGAGAGGCGCCUCUCAUAGCUCUUCUACUUGAGAAAUUCGCCGAGCAUUGGCAUGAUAGCAAUGGUAGACCGUUUGCCUCCGCCGACGCUGCCUUUACAUUGGCUUACGCGGUGAUCAUGUUAAACGUCGAUCAACACAAUUAUAACGUCAAAAGACAAAAUAAUCCUAUGACUGGCGAUGAAUUCAAGAGAAAUUUGAAGAAAGUGAACGGAGAUGCCGAUUUCGACCAAGAUAUGCUCGACGAAAUAUAUGUAUCGAUUAAAGGAGAGGAAAUUGUAAUGCCGGCCGAACAAACUGGACUAGUAAAAGACAAUUAUCUGUGGAAGGUUUUAUUGAGAAGAGGUGCCGGUCCUGAAAGCACGUAUUUAAAAGUGGGCAAUUCCGGCGAAUUUGUCGACAGAGAUCUGGCAGAGCACGCGUGGGGACCGAUUGUGAGCGCGCUUUGUCGCGCCUAUGACAAAGCACCGGACAGAUCGUUGAAGUGUAAAGUGUCUCAAACGUUCCUCAGUUGCGCGGCAAUCAGCGCUCAUUAUAGCAUGUGCAGCGACCUAGACACUCUUGUGGUGAGUCUCUGCAAGUUUACUGGCUUAAUAACCGGCGGAAAGCCCGAACAAGUGGUGCAACAUCUCGGCGGGAGCGGAAAGUGUCAACUGGCCGCUCUCACUCUCUUUAAAAUCACUCGUUUACAUGGGGACGCUUUGCGAGCAUCUUGGAAGAACAUCAUCGAUUGCCUUCAGUCACUUUACGAGGCAAGACUGUUGCCAAAAAAUCUCACAGAGGCAGAGGACUUUAUCGAUCCGUCGGGCAAGAUAUCUCUGCUUCGAGAGCCGACCACACCGAAAGUCUCACCGGGCGAUCAAGGAAUAUUUUCCACCUUUUACUCGUAUAUCGCGAUGGACACGUCGCGGCAGUCGCAUCCCGCUGAGGCGACUAUACGGAAAAAGGCCACGGAGUUUAUCAGCAAUUGUUAUCUCAAGUCGAUCAUCGAGGAGAGCAAGUUCUUUCAGAGUGAGUCGCUCAAUUCCCUCGUCGGUGCUCUAGUGUCAGUGAAUCCCAACGACGAAGACGUGUCUAUAUUUCUACUAGAGUUAUUGCUGGAAGUAACUAUACAAAAUCGAGACAGGGUGACGUGUAUCUGGCCGGUGGUACAGAGUUACUUGGAUCAUCUAUUAACAGUAGCAGCGCGGGAGAAUCACCCUUACCUACUCGAGAGGGUAGCUGUGAGCAUGCUGAGACUAGCAAUCAGACUCUUACGCGGUGAAGAAUUCGCGUGUCUGUCUCCUCUGCUACCACUCACUCAUCUACCAUCCGCGACGACUGCACCGUUAGCUCGUCAAAUCGCUUACGGUCUGUUUGAGCUUCUGAAGACCGGUGCUGCAAAUAUUCACAGCGCAGAGGAUUGGAAGGUGGUGUUUAGUCUGCUGGAGUGUGCGGGUGCCGGCGCGUUAGCGCCUAAACGGUCCAACACAGUCUUAGACGAGACGUCGAAUACCAGAGCAUCGGUUUUAGACCCGAGACCGAUCAGUCCCGUGCCCGAGUGGGUGCUGGUGUCACCAACCGGCACCGAGGCGCCUCUUCCGGUAGCCGCGGAGAGAAUAGUGUUGGCGCGUGAUCUGCAGCCACACGACUCAGCGGCGUUCGUCAAGUGCUGCGAAAGUCUGAACUUCCUGGUGCGCGACAUGGCACACGUCACGCCUUUCAAUUUUGACCUGUGUGUUAACUGCGUAAGAACCUUCGCCGAAGCGGUGUUACAAUGCACGGGCAAGCGAAACCGGGUGUGCAAUUCGACGGAAGAGUCCCCCGGCUAUCAACACAGUCCUGAACAACUGUUGGAUUUGAUGCACACACUACACACGAGAAUCGCUCAGGUAUUCCGUUGGUGGGCGGAGGAGGGUAGCAUCGACGAAAGUAUAUCCCUAUGGCCGCAGGCUUGGCGACCACUUUUGCAGGGUAUCGCGCGACUCUGUUGCGACGCACGUCGACCUGUACGCACGGCGGCGAUCACGUGUUUGCAGAGCACGCUGUUGGCGCAUGACCUGGCGCAGCUAUCUGCGAUCGAGUGGUCGCAGUGCCUCGAGGAGGUACUGUUUCCGCUGCUAGCGCAACUGCUGGAUCCUAUCGCGUCAAACGAUCCUAUUGGCGUCGAGGAGACGCGAGUUCGAGCCGCGAUGUUACUCUCCAAGGUAUUUCUUCAUCAUCUGACACCUCUACUGACGCUACCCGGUUUCCUACCGCUGUGGUUAACCGUGUUGGAUCUACUGCGCGCAUACAUGCAUGCCGACAACAGCGAGCUAUUGUUCGAGGCUAUCCCUGAGUCCCUGAAGAACAUGCUGCUGGUGAUGUCGUCCGCCAAUGUGCUAGCGCCGAGCUCCAAUCUCUGGGCGCCGACAUGGCGAGCGAUUGACGUGUUUUUACCCAACUUGAGAACGGAACUCUUCCCGGAACCACCCGAAGCUGUGCCUCAUUCCACGCAGCAGCAACCGCAGUCGCAACCACAGACGCCGCAAGUUAUUAGCUUGGUUGGUCAACAGCAGCCACCUUCUUUUCCAGGAUCUAUAGCACCACAGCCGGAAAGUACACCGAUCUCGUCGACCGAUAUCGAGCGCGCAAACAUCCAGGAUAAUGCGAGCACGACGACGCCCGUAGACAUCUUGCAUUCCGCGCAAUCCAGUACGGUUGCGGUUCCGAUUCCCUUGUCGGCAUUGGUAUUUAACAGCGAGGGUAAGGAGCAGCAGCAGGUGAUCACUUUAGUCAGUCAACCAGCACCGAGCGUGUCGAGCCCGGUAGCGGUGCAACCCGCAGCCCAAAGUAUCUUUGAUAUUUGCCAUUCGGCGAAUUCUCUGGCAGACAAAACAAGCGAGCAACAGCAGCCAACGCAAUUGCAACUUCCGGCAUUGUCGCCGAGCGAAGAAGAGUACGACAGAGCGACGAAGAAUACGACGCAAGCAAGCGACGAGGAGCAAGAUCAAAACACGAUAAGCCGGUAUGUGCAGUGGGUACAUCAACAUCAUCAACAGCAGCAGUGCACACAAUAUGUGUCGUACGGAAAGGCACCGCAGUAUCAGCAUCUGACGACGGAAAAUUCUUCUUACCGCAAGGAACCAUCUGAGACGAUGACUGUAGAUUCUACUGCGGCGACGAUGUUUAACUCCGCGGCGUAUUUUAGCGAGGAUCCCGCGGCGGAUCGUCUCUUCGUCGUCACUAAUCCUUGACCACUGUAUAUUCUUUAUGUAAAUUGUAUUAUAUAAAUAUAUUUCUACGACACGUGAUCAUGUUCGUGUAGAUGAGGAUUCACUGUCGUGAAUGCGAUUAAUUAAAAUAAGAAGGACGAGAAAUAGACACAAUCGUUGUAUC
Molecule: messenger RNA, 5898 nt
Organism: Odontomachus brunneus
Lineage: Eukaryota; Metazoa; Arthropoda; Insecta; Hymenoptera; Formicidae
Gene: garz
Product: Golgi-specific brefeldin A-resistance guanine nucleotide exchange factor 1
Exons: 15
Coding region: 216-5756 (1846 amino acids)
Biological process (GO): regulation of ARF protein signal transduction
Molecular function (GO): guanyl-nucleotide exchange factor activity
Source: RefSeq, a predicted model, not a curated record